Acipenser ruthenus (sterlet) is the source of this 2105-nucleotide messenger RNA. Its product is annotated as otoancorin-like. Bases 328 to 1683 code for a protein of 451 amino acids. The transcript is spliced from 10 exons. Gene Ontology annotation, cellular component: cell surface. Lineage: Eukaryota; Metazoa; Chordata; Actinopteri; Acipenseriformes; Acipenseridae. The record is from RefSeq and is a predicted model, not a curated record. Gene Ontology annotation, biological process: cell-matrix adhesion.
UGGCUUUUCUUAAACAAGAAUUAUUAUACCAAUUCCCAUUGCAUCACGGUAUGCUGAACUUCUAGUAACACAUAUAACAGGUCAUGCAUUUCUCUGAUUCCUCCAGCAAAAGCUGCAUGUGGAUUAAAAGGUAAAUCCUAGGCAUUGUCUUGACCUGAAAUACUGAAAUAUUCAAAUCACCUUCGGACAGUAUUCAUAAAUAAGGUAUGCCCUGGAAGGCUGCUAGGCUGUAUGGAAGUUAGGCUUCAUCGUGUUUCUUUCUAGAGCUUCAAUUCUACUGACAAGCUGACCGCCAACCAAGUCAACCAGCUUGGGAACGUACUCUGCAUGUUUGGCCCAGCGGAGAUUGAUAAGCUGAGCAACAACAAUUUGAAGGAGGCUGUAGAUCAGCUGAGAGGAUGUGGCAAGUUUGAAGGAGACGUGAAGGCUUCCCUUCGCACCAAGAUCAUUGACACAUACGGGGCUUUCGAAACCUGGACCUUUGAUACCGUGAACGAGCUGCAGACCCUUGCCUCUCUGUUUAAUGAGAGUGAGAUUAACAAGUUAUCUGCGUCUGUUGACCUGAAAGAAACCCUGAAAAGCAUUCUGUCUCAGGUGAAGGAACCGGAGGGGUUUGUACCUGCAGAUGUGAACUUCACUCCUGACGUGACAAGUCUGAAGAGCUCAUUCGGCAAAAUAGUGAUUAAUUUAUUUUUCAAGGUUAGCAGGAGAAAGAGAGCCCUCACAUGCUCUGGCAUUACCAUCCCCACAAAGGACCUCAUCCUGGAGCUGGGCAGUUCAAGCAGCGCCCUCACUGUUGACCAGCUGGGGUGCUUGUCCAAUGACACGUUUAAGGAGACUGUCGAUAUCCUGGGGGAUAUCACUGCGUUUCCUAUGGAGAAGCUGACUGCCUUGAAGACUGUGGCCCUAAUGGCGUACCCCACACCCACCAACAAUGACAUUGCUGGGCUAAAGAGAAUCACGGUGGCUUUCACAGCAGCUGAGAUCAACACUUACUUUGCAACUCCAAAUAUCGAUGCGCUGGCAGCAAUCGGAAAGUACCAGGAUUGGAGCAGUGACGCAACAGUGGCAGCUACGGCUAAGCAGAUUGUUGAGAACUUCCUGAAAUCCAAUGCGUCGAACACCUUGCUCAGCAAAGAUCUGUUGGCGCUGGGCUACCUCCUGUGCGCUUUCACCCCUGAGCAGAUAGCAGCCGUUUCUGCUGCAGAGUACAGCUCCGCUGCAAGUAAUAUUGGAAAGCUGAAGUGUUCCCUGCCAGUCCUGACAGCGUUAAAGAACAAAGCUGUGGAAGCCUUCGGAGCUCCCAGCGCCUGGACCACGGUUCAAAUGCAAGACAUCGGAACCCUAACAGCUGCGCUAACCAGUGCUGAAUUUAGUGCCAUCAGCAAAGAGAAGAUGUCAUACAUUACACCUGAGGCUGUGUCCCUUAUUCCUCCUGCUGUGUUUCAAACCCUGACCAUUGACCAACUGAGAUUUCUUGGCACUGAAAACUUAGCUGCUGUGUCAUCUCAACAAAAGGCAUCGCUGGACACGACCAAAGCACUUGCUUUGAACGAGAACUCUGGAGCUACGGUUACCCCUACCUCUGCCCCUUUGACGUCAGCGAGUGCCUCUCUGGCUUGUGAGAGCCCCCUGGCGGCAGCCAUUGCUCUGGCUCUGACUCUGCUGGCUCUUUCACACUAGGAUUUGCCACCAGCCAAUCAGAAACCUCACAGGACUCUGCAUCUCCAGUGUGGACAAGAACACUUCCUCCCAAUUCCUCAAACAAAUCAACGAGCAUUCUGGGUGAACGGUGCUGUUUGUACAUCGUUCAUAGUUUUACAUUUAAAAAAAUAAAUAAAUACUGUAUAUCUUGGUAUUACUCACUACACGAACGCCCCUCUUAAAAAACACACGAUUUCAAUAAGCAAGAUGUCUACAAGCUGUCCCAUCCCCUGCUGUUCUCUCAUUUUCUAGGGUUCCUCAUAACCGUAUUCUUCAUUCUAUUUAUCCAAUCUGUUUUAUUGGGAGGGUAGGUGUAAACCUGUUUGUGACAAAUUUACAAAAACAGGGUGGGUAUGUUUGAUGACCUGUGUCAAAUAAAGCUUAAUUAUGUUUUAGCAGAA